CUCACAAUCACCAUCUUCUAUAUUUGACACAAGACCAAUCCAACUAAACAGCAACAAGAACGACAAUGGAGUUCACGCCACAGCAGCUUCUCCAAUACAACGGUACCGACCCAUCAAAACCCAUCUACGUCGCGAUGAAAGGCCGCGUGUUCGAUGUGACAACUGGCAAAUCCUUUUACGGCCCUGGUGGUGCGUACGCGAUGUUCGCCGGCAAAGAUGCGAGCAGAGCUUUAGCAAAAAUGAGCAAGAAUGACGAGGAUAUCACUGCUUCUCUCGAUGGUCUGUCCGAGAAAGAGAUGGGUGUUCUUGAUGAUUGGGAGAAGAAGUUCGAAGCUAAGUACCCAGUUGUUGGUCGUGUUGCUUCUUAAAGUUCGGGCCUUUGCCUUAUGAUAAUUAUUAUGGUUAAGCAUAAGCAUAUAAAUCACUGUGUGUUUCUUUUUAUGGGGAUUUUGUGUGCUGGAAUGUCUAAAUUUAGUUGAAAGAUGUUAACUUUGUACUGAAGUUAUGUGGGUGUUGGGUGGGAAGGAUUGUGUAUGAUCCGAACUUGCUGGUAUAGCGAAUAAAUGGAUUAAUAAAAUGAAUGGGGGUUGUGUGAA
Molecule: messenger RNA, 596 nt
Organism: Pistacia vera
Lineage: Eukaryota; Viridiplantae; Streptophyta; Magnoliopsida; Sapindales; Anacardiaceae
Product: probable steroid-binding protein 3
Exons: 1
Coding region: 66-368 (100 amino acids)
Cellular component (GO): membrane; endomembrane system
Source: RefSeq, a predicted model, not a curated record